Engraulis encrasicolus (European anchovy) is the source of this 3492-nucleotide messenger RNA. RefSeq names its product mediator complex subunit 15 (gene med15). Gene Ontology annotation, biological process: regulation of DNA-templated transcription. Bases 68 to 2389 code for a protein of 773 amino acids. The record is from RefSeq and is a predicted model, not a curated record. The transcript is spliced from 18 exons. NCBI's taxonomy places the organism in Eukaryota, Metazoa, Chordata, Actinopteri, Clupeiformes, Engraulidae. Gene Ontology annotation, molecular function: transcription coregulator activity.
UUCAUGUGCUAGUUGAGCUGCUCGUGCUAGCCAGUUGUUUGCACGGGUUCAUAAUUCUUUAUCAGGCAUGGAUGUUCCAGGACCAGACAGUGAUUGGAGGAGUCAAGGAUUCCGCCAGAAAGUUGUCGCUCAAAUUGAGGAUGCUAUGCGAAAAGCUGGGACCCCGCAUGCCAAGAGCAGCCAAGAAAUGGAGAAUCAUGUGUACAUGAAGGCAAAAACAAGAGAGGAGUAUUUGUCACUAGUAGCAAGACUCAUAAUCCACUUUCGGGACUUUCAUAAGAAGCAACAAGGUGGCCCAGACCCCAUGAAUGCUCUUCAGACCCUUACCGGUGGGGGCCCAGGUAUUGGCAUGGGUCCCAGGCCACCAGGAGCCCCUAUGGGGCAGAUGGGGGCGAUGGGUCAGAUGCAGAUGGGCCAGCAUGCCAUGCAAGCAGGAAACCAACAGCCCCGAGGGCCUGCGCAGCUCCAGCAGAUGCAGCAGCAGAUGGCCGUUCAGCAGCAACAACAGCAGCAACAGCAGCAGGCCAUCCAGUUCCAGCAGUUCCAGGCAGCGCAGCAGCAGCAACAGCAACAGCAGCAGCAGCAGCAGCAGUUCCAGGUUCAACAGCAACUCAAGCUGCAGCAGCUGCAACAACAACAACAGCAGCAGCAGCAGCAACAGCAGCAACAGCAGCAGCACCACCAGCUCCAGCAGCAUCAAAACCAGCAGCAGCAGGCACAGACCCAGCAGCAGCAACAGCAAAACCAGUUGCAGUCGCAGUCCAGGCUCCAGCAGCAGCAGCUCCAGAUCCACUUGGCCCAGGCGCAGGCCCAGGCACAGGCUCAAGCCCAAGCGCAAGCCCAAGCCCAGGCUCAGGCAGCCCAGGCCCAGGCAGCCCAAGCUCAGGCCCAGUCCAUACAGCAGAUGGUACAACAGCAGCAGCAGCAACAGCAACAACAACAGCAGCAGCAGCAGCAAGCUCAGCUCCCGCAGCCCCAGCCAACCCAAAUGCCCCCCCACUCCCAGCAGCAGCCCAUGGUGUCCCAGUCUCUGCCAGGCCAGAUGCCCCCCGGGCAGCACCAGCCUAUCAACACGCUCAGCCUGCAGCAGCAGCAGCAGCAACAGCAGCAGCAGCAGCUUAGGCUGCAGCAAGCCAGAGCAUUGGCCCAGGCACAGCAAGUCCAGCAAGCUCAAGCGCAGGCACAGCUAGCUGGUCAGAUGAUGCCGCGUGGUGGGAUGCAGAUGCAGAGGAUGCCCCGGGCCCCUGCUCCCGCCAUCCCCCCGGCGGCAGCCGCACAGAUAGCAGCUCAGCAGAUGCCACAGGCCCAGCCGCAGAUGAUGUCAGCAGCGUCCCCGGUGCAGGUGCCGACGCCACAGCCCAUGCCACCACCCCCUCAGCCCCAGCCCUCGCCACAGCCCCCCACAUCACAGCCCAACUCUGUCAGUAGCCAAGGUCCAACGCCGUCUCCCGGUGGUUUCCAGCCCAGCCCCUCUCCACAGCCCUCCCAAAGCCCCGUGCCCGGCAGAACGCCUCAAGGAUACCCCGGCCAAGUGCCAUCCCCGACCCUCAACACCCCAGGUAACCCCAACUCCGUCAUGAGUCCGGCGGGGGCCAACCAGACGGAGGACCAGCUGUACAUGGACAAACUCAAGCAGCUCUCCAAAUACAUCGAGCCACUACGCAGAAUGAUCAACAAGAUCGACAAGAAUGAAGACCGUAAGAAGGACCUGAGCAAGAUGAAGAGUCUGCUGAACAUCCUGACAGACCCCAACACCAGGUGUCCACUGAAGACGUUACAGAAGUGUGAGAUAGCCCUGGAGAAGCUGAAGAAUGACAUGGCUGUGCCUACACCUCCCCCUCCUCCAGUACCCAGCACCAAAAAGCAGUACAUCUGCCAACCCCUACUCGACGCCGUCCUUGCCAACAUCCGCUCCCCCGUCUUCAACCACUCCCUGUAUCGCACCUUCGCCCCAGCCAUGACCGCAAUCCAUGGGCCACCAAUCACGGGGCCUGCGAUCUCCUCGCGGAAGCGGAAGUAUGAGGAUGACGAGCGCCAGACCAUUCCCAACAUCCUGCAGGGCGAGGUGGCUCGCCUCAACUCCAAAUUCCUGGUCAACCUCGACCCGGCCUUCUGCAGCAACAACGGCACUGUGCAUCUGGUCUGCAAACUAGAUGACAAGAACCUCCCAAGUGUACCCCCACUGCAGCUCAGCAUCCCAGCAGAUUACCCCGAUCAGAGCCCACACUGGGCAGAGGACACAAAUCAGUAUGGAGCCAACAACUUCCUGCAGAAGGUCCACAAGCACAUGACCUCCAAACUCCUGCAGCUCCCAGACAAACACUCAGUGACGGAGGUGCUCAACACGUGGGCACAGAGCGUGCGGCAGGCCUGUCUAACUGUGGCCUGAGAAACACCACAAACCCCAACGCGGCCGGACACACACCUGCAGACGGGCUAGGCAUGUGUCUCUGCACUGUAGAAAGCCCCAACACCUGACCCCAGAGGUGUAUAAAGUACAAGUAUGAUGAAUUCAGGUCAAUUGGGCCACUUUUUUUUUGCAUACAGUAUAAGCGAAUGGCCCUAUGUGGCCCAAUUUACCUGAAUUCACCAUACUGUCACAAGAUGUAAUUACAACAUUACUAGCAUGCUAUUAUAGUUGCAAACUGGUAAUAUCGUACUACUAAUGUUGUAACUGCAUCUCUAAUAGUACUUCUAAUAGUACUUCUACUUCAUACACCUCAGCACGUCCCCAGGUGGCUGCGGGAAAGUGACAUCAUUCAUCCAUUGCAGCCCUACAUCCAUUAAACAUCUCACAGUAUUUUAUGAUCAAUUACAGUAUAAUGAUGCAUCAAGAUCACUUAAUCCUUAUCUACACUGUGCUGUGGAAGUGGAAGAAGUUUCCCCUGUGAAAUAUCUCAGACGUUCCAUCAAUAUGUCAAGGCUAAGCUUAUCUGGAAGGACUCACUGUCUGUCUGACAUUGGCUGUAAGAAAAGUUCUACUUUUUCACAUUGGGCCUCAGUUCUAGUCUUUGCUAAGGAAUAGGAUUUGAUUUCACUCUGAUCACACUGAAAUCUGACUCAAGCCUAUCUCGUCAAGAUAACAAGGAUAACAAUCAAAUAUCUCUUUUAAGAUGUGCCAUCAAUAACUCAAAGUUUGGUUCAUCUUAAAUGCUUCAGUCUCCGAUCAUGAACAAGCAUACCUUUUUAGCAUCACAUACCACUUUUGGCAAGGAUUUGGUGUCACUGGGAACACACUGAACUAUGACACACAUCGUCUUGGUCUAACUAACUGAUGAUAAACAACGAGCUGCCCCUGUCUAUUCAGUCCUAUAGGAAAGAUGAGAGAUGAAAUUCACCUGGAGAUGAAAUUCACAAGGGGAUUGUGAGUUAUAAGAAACAUGUGCAUUAUUCUUUUCUUCCAUUUUUGCUGUGUAAAGUUUAGAGUGUAAAAAUAUUUUAUUUGUUUCCUGUUUUUUUUAUUUGAGCAAAUAAAUAUGCUUAUGUUAAACA